This is a messenger RNA of Myotis davidii, 556 nucleotides long. Its product is annotated as integumentary mucin C.1-like. NCBI's taxonomy places the organism in Eukaryota, Metazoa, Chordata, Mammalia, Chiroptera, Vespertilionidae. The transcript has a single exon. The annotation marks the transcript as partial. The record is from RefSeq and is a predicted model, not a curated record.
UCCACAGAACCUCCCACAACAGCAACCACCACUUCCACAGAACCUCCCACAACAGCCACCAUCACUUCCACAGAACCCACAACCAUCACAACCACCAUAUUUUCCACAGAAUCUCCCACAACAAUAGCCACCACCACUUCCACAGACCCAACUACUACAACCAUCACCAGCAGCAUUUCCACAGAACCAACCAUCACUACAACUGAAGCCACCACCUCCUUAACACUACCUACCACUUCAACAGACCUCACUACCACAACAUCAGCAGCAACCCCCUCAGCGUCUACCACCAUUCAAAUUACCACUAACUCUCCCUCUACCCCAUUACCCAGUACCACUAUUCAAGUGACAACUCCCAAUCACACUACAUUAAGCACUACAGCAGUUAUCAAAGCAGCUAUAAAGCGUUUUUUUGAGAAUAUUGCUUCCUAUUUUGGUUGAAGAUAUGAGAAAUGUUCUGAGCUGUUAGGAAAAAUAAACUGCAGCUACUUCAUUGGAAUCAACCCUGGUCUAACCAGCACACCAAAAUAAUAAAGUACUAUUUGAGCAACAAUAA